Messenger RNA from Brassica rapa (field mustard), 3100 nucleotides. Its product is annotated as ABC transporter G family member 25. Gene Ontology annotation, molecular function: ATP binding; ABC-type transporter activity; ATP hydrolysis activity. Gene Ontology annotation, biological process: transmembrane transport. Gene Ontology annotation, cellular component: plasma membrane. NCBI's taxonomy places the organism in Eukaryota, Viridiplantae, Streptophyta, Magnoliopsida, Brassicales, Brassicaceae. The record is from RefSeq and is a predicted model, not a curated record.
AUCCUGACACAUGAUGAAUCGAUCGUCGUCCAAAUGUAUCUUUUGCUUUAAUUUUUAGAGCAAAAAAAAACAUCAGGUGAUUCUCAAUUUGACAAUUUAGAGUGGAAAACACUUAAUUAAAAUCUGUUCUGUAAAGUGAUAGGUAUAUUCGAAAUGAAAUAAAUAAACACAAUAACAACCCGAAAAAGAAAGGCAUGAAAAUAAAGAGAUUUUAAAGUGACAAAUUAAGGAAAAAUAAAACACUUUUUUCCAAGACCUAAUUCCUUUCAGCAGUCGCCAGCUGGCAUUAUACUAUAUGCCACGGGUCACUUUGUCAAUAACCAUCACUUUGCUGACGUGUCACCAACUUGCCAUUUUCCUCUCCAUAAAUAGAGCUCUCAGCAUCUCACCCCCGAGCUUCAGCCUUCUCCAUAACUCACCCCUCUCUCUCUAACUCCGUUUAAGUUUGCCAUCAGAAAGUAGUAAUUAAAUAAAAAUAAUGUCAGGUUUUGACGGUGUUGAAAAUCAAAUCAACGUUCCAGAUAUAACAGCUUGUCUCCCUCAAGAUCCUCGUGAGCCUCGCUCAUUAUUACCAAUCACCCUCAAGUUCGUUGAUGUAUGUUACCGAGUGAAACUCCAUGGCGACUCCAGUAAGAUCAAGAAGUUAUUGGGACUAGAGCACAAACCGUCCGAUGAGACUAGAACGACGGAGAGGACGAUACUUAGUGGAGUCACUGGAAUGGUGUCACCCGGCGAGUUUAUGGCCGUUCUUGGACCAUCAGGAAGCGGUAAAUCUACGUUGCUUAACGCCGUCGCAGGGAGACUACAUGGACCAGGCCUCACCGGAAAUAUACUAGCCAACGACGCUAAACCAACGAAGCAGACGUUAAAACGAACCGGGUUCGUGGACCAGGACGAUCUACUCUACCCUCACUUAACCGUACGCGAAACCCUAAUUUUCGUCGCCUUGCUCCGUCUCCCUCGGAGUCUAACCAGAGAAGAUAAAAUAAAAGCGGCCGAGUCGGUGAUAUCGGAGCUAGGGCUUGAGAAAUGCGAGAACACAGUCGUGGGGAACACUUUCAUUAGAGGGAUCUCGGGUGGUGAGAGGAAACGUGUGAGCAUAGCUCACGAGGUACUCAUCAACCCGAGCCUUUUGGUUCUUGACGAGCCCACGUCGGGGCUUGACGCAACGGCGGCUCUCCGGUUGGUUCAGACGCUAGCCGGGAUGGCUCAUGGGAAAGGGAAGACGGUGGUCACGUCUAUUCACCAGCCGUCGAGCCGUGCGUUUCAGAUGUUUGAUACUGUGCUGCUUUUGAGUGAAGGGAGGUGUUUGUUCUACGGUAAAGGACGUGACGCCAUGGCUUACUUCGACUCCGUCGGAUUCUCGCCGGCGUUUCCGAUGAAUCCGGCUGACUUCCUUCUCGAUCCUGCUAACGGUGUUUGUCAGAUUGACGCUGCAACGGAACGGGAAAAACCAAACGUGAGACAAACCUUGGCAGUUGCCUACGAUACAUUGCUAGCCCCAAACGUUAAAACCUACAUAGACGCAACACCUUCUCGAGAGAACGUGCGUUUUCUGAAAACGGAGACAAACGUUCGUGGAAUAAUGUCUGGCUUCACAACAUGGUUUAGCCAGCUUUGCAUUCUCCUCCACAGGCUCAUAAAGGAACGACGCCAUGAAUCCUUCGACGCACUUCGCGUUUUCCAAGUCGUCGCGGCUUCACUACUGGCGGGUCUCAUGUGGUGGCAUUCCGAUUUUCGAGACGUACAUGACCGACUAGGACUACUCUUCUUCAUAUCCAUUUUCUGGGGGGUACUUCCGUCAUUUAACGCGGUUUUCACGUUUCCACAAGAGCGAGCAAUUUUCACUCGAGAACGUGCGUCUGGUAUGUACACACUCUCAUCUUACUUCAUGGCUCACGUCAUCGGAUCACUCUCCAUGGAACUGGUUCUUCCGGCAGCGUUCUUGACACUAACUUACUGGAUGGUCGGUCUACGCCCAGGGCUAGUCCCUUUCCUCCUCACACUUUCUGUAUUAUUGCUAUACGUUUUAGCUUCCCAGGGACUCGGACUUGCCUUAGGUGCAGCGAUCAUGGAUGCUAAGAAAGCGUCCACGAUCGUGACGGUGACCAUGCUAGCGUUUGUUCUAACCGGCGGUUUCUACGUGAACAAAGUGCCAUCUGGAAUGGUGUGGAUGAAAUAUGUUUCCACGACUUUUUAUUGUUACCGUCUAAUGAUCGCAGUCCAGUAUGGAAAUGGUGAAGAGAUAUUGGGGAUGUUUGGAUGCGAAUUAAAGAGAACGGAAGGAGCGGCUAGGACUGAUGGGUGCCGAUUUAUGGAGGAGGAAGUGGUCGGAGAUAUUGAACUGUGGACCAGCGUUACCGUUUUGUUUUUCAUGUUUGUUGGUUAUAGAAUGUUAGCGUACUUGGCUUUAAGGCGUAUUAAACUUUAAAAUAAGCUGAGAGGAAAAAAGUUAAAUAAACAAAUGACUAGGGGGUUUAGUUUGUUCGAUUUUCGGGUGUUUUUGUUUUGUUUUUAAAUGUGAAACUAAAAUGAAAAAAAGGCUUUUAGUUGAUUAUAAUGAAAUGUAUAUUUCCAUCUACUACAUUUCACUGGUUGUGUGUAUAUAUAUAUCAAAUGAUAAAUGUUUCUUAUGGCUAAGUACAGCGAAGAAGCUGCAAAGAAAGCUCUCACACAUGACCAAAUAGCCAAGAUAUCCAAGAACAACCAGGUGUGUGAUUCAAGUUGUGCCUAGCCACCAGACCUACCAGUUGCACAAACCUGUUGGUGGUGGUUUCAAGUUGACCUAAGUUUGACUUUGUGUAUCCAACUUCUGCUGAACUUAAUCCGGUGUUUUACAGAGAGUAGUAGCUUCUUGUUAUACUGCUCUGGCUUUGGGAACUAGUAUCUAACUAAAAUAAUGUCGUGAGUUGUUGAGCAUCCAGUUGAUUCAAUAAUUGUUCUAAGAUAAGUUUUAUUUUCUAUCUAGUUCAUGUUUCAUAAAAGAUAUAGCAAGAACUGAUAAUAAUCAAAAAUCAAAUCUGUAUCAGCAAGAUAUCUUGUGAAAUGGGCAACAAAAAUGUAUUGAUUCUGUACUCUCUUAAUUAUACUCACCAAAAAA